Molecule: messenger RNA, 1371 nt
Organism: Brassica napus (rape)
Lineage: Eukaryota; Viridiplantae; Streptophyta; Magnoliopsida; Brassicales; Brassicaceae
Product: ADP,ATP carrier protein ER-ANT1-like
Exons: 2
Coding region: 130-807 (225 amino acids)
Biological process (GO): mitochondrial ATP transmembrane transport; mitochondrial ADP transmembrane transport
Cellular component (GO): mitochondrial inner membrane
Molecular function (GO): ATP:ADP antiporter activity
Source: RefSeq, a predicted model, not a curated record
CGUCGCACGCUUCUCGUUCUCCUCCUGGUCCUCCAAACGAUCUUUCGCCGCCGAGCUCUUCCCUCUCCGGCGGCGAAGAUCACAUCACCAAUCUCCAGGUCUUUCAAAACCGUCUCUUUCUCCAAAAGGAUGACUUCGACCAAAAACCCCGAGAAAUUCUCAACGGACUUCGCCAUGGGAGGCGCAGCAGCCAUCGUCGCCAAAUCCGCAGCCGCCCCCAUCGAAAGAGUAAAGCUUCUACUCCAAAACCAAGGAGAAAUGAUCAAAACACGACACCUCACCACCCCUUACUCAAGCCUCUCCAACUGCUUCCUCAGAAUCUUCAAAGAAGAAGGCGUCCUCUCCUUCUGGAGAGGGAACCAAGCCAACGUCAUCCGCUACUUCCCUACACAGGCUUCCAACUUUGCGUUUAAAGGUUACUUCAAGACCCUCCUCGGAUACUCCAAGGAGAGAGACGGUUACUUCAAGUGGUUCGCUGGGAAUGUAGCUUCUGGAAGCGCUGCUGGUGCCACGACUUCGUUGUUUUUAUACCAUUUGGAUUACGCGAGGACACGUUUGGGCACUGAUGCGAAGGAGAGCUCGGUGAAUGGGAAGAGACAGUUUAGAGGGAUGGUUGAUGUGUACCGUAGGACUUUGUCUAGCGACGGUGUUAAAGGGCUUUACCGUGGCUUUGGGGUUUCGAUAGUGGGGAUCACUCUUUACCGGGGGAUGUAUUUUGGGAUGUAUGAUACCAUCAAACCCAUUGUGCUUGUUGGUUCCUUGGAGGUAAUGGAGACAGAGCCGGUCCUGAGAUUUUGUGGGCUAUAGACGAUUUAAUAAAGAUUUCAAUAGUUUAGAGACCUAAAAAUUAAUAAUUUUGGAGUUCUGAGGCGAAUGUUUUAUCCGGUUUUGUUCAGGACCGGUCCUGAGAUUUUUGGAUCUUUAGACCAUUUAGUAAAGAUUUGAGUAGUUCGGGAGUCUAGAAAUUUCUUUUUUACAAAUUCGGAAGCCUAUUUGCGUAUAAAGUUUUUCAAAAAAUUUGGGGGUAUGAAGUCGAAUGUUUCGUCAGGCUUUGGCCCAGGACCGGUCUAGUAUCAUGUUUCUGUGCCUUUGUAGUUUUGCUUAAUCUAAGAGGGGGGAAUGGUGAUUUUGACUUUUUGGCUAGCUUUUUUUUGGUUGGAGCAUUACUACCUCUGGGGGUCAUUGCUUACCCUUUUGAUACGCUAAGGAGGAGGAUGAUGCUUACGUCAGGGCAACUGUGAAGUACAGGAACGCUGUUCAUGCGUUGAGGGAGAUAGUGAAAAGGAAGGGUUCUAUGCGCUGUAUAGAGGAGUUACUGCGAGCUUGGAUGUAGCGGGAGCUGGAGUGCUUGGGGGGUGUUUGGGUUUACUU